AUCAGCAGUGUUCCUCUGACCGCUAACAGAAAUAAACGUGUUUUGUUCUGCAACAAUCCAGUUUGCGAUUGACAAUAAUUUAUUAUCUGCGACUACAACGCAUUCGGUCACCUCUGCAAUCUCGAACAAAAGCGCAAAACAAAAAUGCGACCUAAACUAACCCUUGAACAGCUGAACGGUCUUGCAACAGCAGAAUUUCACAAAACUUUCGAAAAUGUGAUAGAAUCCUGGCCAGAGGGAGCCAUUUUUUGCUCUGCACUACUGCCGUUCAAAAGCUUCGAUGGAAUGAUCACCGCUUUCCAAAAUUAUAUUGACCGACUGCCUGCUGAUACUAAACUUAAAAUUCUUCGCCUUUAUCCGGAUCUGGCCGGAAAGUUGCUCGACAGCCAUGAGCUUACCGGAGAUUCUUCGAUCGAACAUGCCGCUGCUGGAUUGGACAAGUUAUCGACAGAGGAUAGGGCAAAGUUAACUGAAAUGAACGAAAGUUAUAAAACGAAAUUUGGAUUUCCGUUCGUCAUUUGCGUUCGCGAAGCAUCAAAGUUUGAUAUUAUUCUGCGCAGUGUAACUGAAAGAAUACAUAACACACCUGACCAGGAGCUUGAAACUGCAAUUGGGGAAGUAAAAAAAAUCUGUCGUCUACGUAUAUUGCAAUUGAUCGAUAAUUUGUAAAAUGUUUUAUUUGACUUUUAUAAAUAUUUAAUAAAAUGAUGUUCAGCUAAAUAAAACAGGACCACUUUGGAAAGCAGAGUUGGUUUG
Molecule: messenger RNA, 756 nt
Organism: Anopheles coustani
Lineage: Eukaryota; Metazoa; Arthropoda; Insecta; Diptera; Culicidae
Product: 2-oxo-4-hydroxy-4-carboxy-5-ureidoimidazoline decarboxylase-like
Exons: 3
Coding region: 145-669 (174 amino acids)
Biological process (GO): allantoin metabolic process
Molecular function (GO): carboxy-lyase activity
Source: RefSeq, a predicted model, not a curated record